AUCAACCGAGCGAUCUCGGUUUAUCUACCGACGCAAGGUGUGUCAUAGCAAGUAAAAAUGCCUGAAGUGACUCUCCCCGCCCCCAUGUCCGGCAAAGUGGACAUACAGCGAGUGGACUGACUUCAGCCGCUGCGGACAGUUAUGGUUACUUACUCGCUCUUCUUGAAUUACCGGUUGGGUGGAAGACGGCAGACUCUAAAAAAAGAAAAGGAAAGAAAAGUAAAAAAUAUCAUCAUUUUAAGGGGUAACCUAACUUGACCAUUCUGAAUCAACAUCGUGGACGAACUCCUAAUACUAAGCGUCUUUCCUAAACGGCCCUAAACAGAGACCACCUCAAACCACAACAAGAGGUCAACAUAAACUUGGAAAUAAAAACUGGUCUUUGGUCAAGAUGGCGGAAACAAAGCCAGAAAUAUCAUUCAUCGGCCUAGGAGCUAUGGGCUUCGGUAUGGCCACAAAUCUGGUGAAGCGCGGGUACAAAGUCACUGGAUUUGAUGUGUGGAAACCGACGUUAGAGAGGUUUCAGGCGGCGGGAGGCAACAUUGCGACGACGCCGGUGGAAGCCGUGAGAGGCAAGGACUAUUGCGUAUGCAUGGUGGCAACAGCUCAACAGGCUCAGGCUGUCCUUAUCGACGGCGAGAAUCCGGCGCUCCCGGCAUUACCCAAAGGGGCUGCGCUGUUGCUUUGCUCGACUGUGCCGUGCGCUUACGUCCAGGGUUUAGGCCGGCAACUCUCCGAGCUGGGACGGGGCGAUAUCAGACUGAUCGACUCUCCGGUCUCGGGAGGCGCUGCGAGAGCGGCCGACGGCACGUUAUCCAUCAUGGCUGGGGGCUCGGAUGACGCUUUUGAGAAAGGCCGCUUUCUCUUGCAGGAGAUGUCUGACCCUAACAAGCUGUACAUUGUCAAUGGCGGCGUUGGCGCCGGGAGCAACAUGAAAAUGUGUCACCAGGUUCUCGCUGCCAACCAUAUCCUUGCCGCGAGCGAAGGCUUGGGCUUCGCCACUCACCUUGGCCUUGACCCUCACUUGGCGAGCCGGGAGGUUCUGAAGUCGGAUGCGUGGGCGUGGAUGUUGGAGAACAGGCUCCCGAGAAUGCUCGAUCCCGAGUUUAAGCCUGUUGCCAGCGCCUUGACUAUCAUUCUGAAAGACACGAGUAUCAUUACCUCCGAGGCGAGGCGUUCCGGGUUUCCUACUCCCAUGUCGAGUACCGCGGAGCAAGUGUUCUUUUCUGGUCUCGGCCGCGGAUAUGGGCCCGACGACGACAGUAGCCUAAUCAGACUGUACACGGAGGGGAAAGGAAAGGUAGGCCCGGUCAAGGGGUUCGCUGAAACUGACGAGGCAAAGUUAAAGCUUGUCAAAGCUUUGUUUAAAGGCAUCUACCUCUGCUCUGCCGCAGAAACUAUUGCUUUCGCGGACCGAUGCAACUUAGAUCUGGACCAGGUGUUUGAGCUUUGCACGAGUGCGGCUGGAGGAAGCACGAUAUUCCAGGUAGUCGGCCCAGACAUUAUCAGACUACGCCGCGGACAACCACUACCGACGGACGACGGUGAAGGCUUCAAGGAAAUCGCACAACAGCUGCAAGAGGCCGUUGAAGAAGCCCAAAGACUGAAGGCGCCUGUAUAUCUUGGUAGCCAAGCACUCACCUUGACACAACUUGCAACACAAUCUGCCUCGGACGCAACCGGUCCUGUCUCGAGAGCUACUAUUGCAAAACUAUGGGGUUUAUAAAAGUACGCACAUAUAAAAUGUAUUUAGCUGGAGUGUGGCAGGAUAAAUCUGCGUCGAGGCACAAACUCUCGGAAUGCCAAAUAUUUGUGCAAUGAAAGAAGGGGGGCCAGGGGCUCAGGGGUCACUUACAGCCACACAAACGCAAUCUAUCAAGAAUCAAGAUAGAUAUAACCAUCAUACAACCACUGGA
Molecule: messenger RNA, 1916 nt
Organism: Annulohypoxylon truncatum
Lineage: Eukaryota; Fungi; Ascomycota; Sordariomycetes; Xylariales; Hypoxylaceae
Product: NAD binding domain of 6-phosphogluconate dehydrogenase-domain-containing protein
Exons: 1
Coding region: 392-1726 (444 amino acids)
Molecular function (GO): NADP binding; NAD binding; oxidoreductase activity
Source: RefSeq, a predicted model, not a curated record